UUUCAUACAUAAUAUGUAUUCAUCAAUACCAGUUUUCGAAAAAAAUUAUUCCCGAUUAAGUGUACUAGACUGGACUAGAAACAUUCAAAGACUACAAAAUGAAGCAAGAUUGCGUCGCUUCGAGUCCUACGAAUUAAGACAAAGAGCAAAUCAGCUUCGCAAUGAGACAUCGGUAACAACUCGAUGGGAUAAUUACGUUAACAAUGAGUUAAUGAGAGACAGAAUAUUUGAGGUAGAUUCUUGGAGGGAAAAACAAAGAUUCACAAGGGAACAAGUGAGAGAUGAAAUAAGAGCUUUAAAAGAAGAGAAGAAUGCCACUGAGUUACACCUGGAAUCUUUGCAGUUACCAUUUAUGGUAGUAUCUCAAUGUAUCUCGAAUAGAGAUCAGAGAGUACCACCAGAAUUGACCAGAGAUCAGCUAGGAGAAGAAUUGAGAAAAGAGGUACACACAAUCGAAAAUAGUAAGCGAGUCCUGACCGAUGUAUGUCACAUGGGCUGGGAGAAGAUCAAGGACUUGACGAAUGUCUUAUGCAGACUGGAAAGGGAGAUACAGAACAAAGACGAUGCAUUAGUAUUAGAAUAUCAUGUAAAGGAUUUGAAUCGAGAUAGUUCUGACAUUUCUUAUAAGUUAGACCCUACGAGAAUACCACCGGAUUCAAUGACAGAAGAAAGUUAUAUACAUUGCAUAGAAAAUACUGUUAAAAUAGCUGAACAGCUAAUGAAGGAGUCCAAGGAUUUACGCGAAAUAAUGUUCAAAAGUAGAGAACAAGCUAGGAAUCAAAUGUACGCUCAAAGCCAGCAAGUCGAAAUGAUAAUGAGAAGGCGUAUUUACGAUAUCCAGAGAGCUAGAAAUGAAAUGGAGUGGCAGAACUACAAGCUAGAAGCAAAUUUGCAAAAAGUUGACCGAGAAAUCGAAACACUUCGUGCAGCAGUUGCUGAUAAAAUUAAUCCAACCAAACUUGUGGAAACUCGACUAGAAACUCGGUUGCGACGACCAGUCUUAGAAAGAGUUCAGGAUAAACCAAUGCGUGGUCUUAUUGAAGAAUACGAAAGAGUACAUAUGAGCUCCAAUAUGUUAGAAAAGAAACUUGAAGAAGCACUGUCAACCUACCAUGGACUUUAUAAUCACCACCAGCGUGUGAUCAAGGAUCUGGAGUACAAGAACCAAGCACUAGAAACAGACCGACGCCUGAUCGAAAUUAGAAAACCUUUACAUAGAGAAGAUGAUUCUGACUUUAAGAGGAAUGUUGGAUAUUGUCACAUGCCCGCGGAACUUGUUACAGAUUAAAAAUAUGGCACUAAAAUAGUGCAUUAAAGAUAUAUUUCACUUUUAGAUGCAAUAUUUUAGGUAAUCAGAUAGGCGGGCUUAGCAGCCGAUGUCACUUUUUUGUUCCUUUUGACAAAGGUAUUGCUCUAUACAGCCUGUGGUGACGAUAAUAUUAUUAUAAAAAAAUAAGACACAAAUGCGAAUACAAAAAAAAAAUAUAAACAAUAUCACGUACAAGGCUUUUCUUAUUAGUUCGCAGUUCUAUUGUGUAUUGUUAUGAAGUGUGUGAAGUUGAUUUAAAUACACAAAUAACAUAUUACAAUCAAAAAUACUCACGGGUUGGUGGCACAAUUUUCUUAAAAAAACCUUAAUUUACCAUGUUAAUUAUAUUUUUGUUUUCCAAAUAAUAUUUAAUUAUUUUUAAUUGCUAAUUGAAACAUUAUAUAAUUGUAUUUAAAUUUUUUAAUAUAACUCAAUAAGUAAGGCAGACGAAUGUAAGGCGUCAGGAAGACGCAAUAUGCACAUUUUAAAUAUUAGCAAGUAACAGUUAAACAGCAGGUGUCUCACUGCCAGGCAAAGGCUUCCUCCUCUUAGGUAGUAAGUAGUUUAUAUAGUUAGUUUUAU
Nymphalis io (European peacock) is the source of this 1891-nucleotide messenger RNA. Its product is annotated as tektin-B1-like. The coding region runs from base 14 to 1288 and encodes 424 amino acids. Gene Ontology annotation, biological process: cilium assembly; cilium movement involved in cell motility. The record is from RefSeq and is a predicted model, not a curated record. Gene Ontology annotation, cellular component: microtubule cytoskeleton; nucleus. The transcript is spliced from 7 exons. NCBI's taxonomy places the organism in Eukaryota, Metazoa, Arthropoda, Insecta, Lepidoptera, Nymphalidae.